AUGGAUGACCUCUCGGGACUGAACUGGUCGUCAUCGGCCAACCAGCCGAACAACAAGCCCCCGCCCAUGAACCCCUCGGGCGCCAACUACUUUGGUUCAGUGCGGCCGACCAAUUCGACACCAUCUCCAUUCCCCUCCGGUCGCAAUACGCCGUUGUCUGCCCAGGGCUCUGGACACCUUGCGGCAAACCCCCCGGCUGCGAAGCCUGCCGCCGACAGCUUCAGCAACCUCCUCAGCUUCGGCGCCGGCGCUGCGGCAAAACCCACAUCGAAGCUCACUCUGCUGGAGCAGCAGCAACGCCUGGAGGCGGAGAAGAAGAAGAAGGAGGAAGAGAAGAGAAAACAAGCGCAGGCGCAGUUUGGCGGUGGCUUCUUGGACACUCUCGGAUCGGGCUCCGUAUCGCGGACUGCGUCUCCGGGUGUCUUGUCCCCCGGUUCUUCUACCGGCAAGAAGGCCAGUGACGACGACGACCUCUUCGCCGCGUUCAACUCCGAUACAAAAGUCGACAACGCAAGCUUCUACCCACCGCCGCCCCAGAAGAGCCCUGUGCCUGCGAGUACGCCUGGCCUGGACCUCAGCAACCCGAGCGCGUGGAGCCAGCAGCCCGGCCCCGCCAACAGUGGUGGAUUCGGGGAUGAUGAUGAUCCGUUUGGUCUGAACCAGCUGAAGCCCAAGACUGCGUCUCCGGCACCGCCUCCGCCGACCAACGACGAUGACGACUUUCUCGGUGACUUGGCCCGCCCUGUCGAGGAGGUCAGGCGCAAACAACCUACCCCAGUACAGCCCCUCCAGCGGCCCGAGCCCGGGAAGCCGAUCGAGGCGUCCGACUCCAGCUCCGAAGACGAGGGGCCGGCCCCCAGGGGCGAGAUGGCCGAGUUCGACCGCGCUGUUGCCCAGCUUGUCGACUACGGUUUCACCCCCGAGAACGCUCGACGUGGCUUGACAGAGAGCGGGGCGGGUCUGAACGUGCAAGCGGCUGCCAACUGGCUUCUGGAUGAUGCGCAUCGGCAAGCCAAGGCAAAGGCACAAGGCAAGAAUCCCGCUACUGCUACGCAGAGACGAGGACGGGAAGACGGUAGCAGUUACGACAGCCAGCGGAGAGCGGACACGAGAUCCCCAGCAAGCGGCGACCCGGACCUCUCAAAGACCGCGGCCGCCGUCGGCAAUAGCCUCUUCAAGACUGCCAACUCUCUAUGGAAGACGGGCAAGAAGCAGGUCCAGCAGGCAGUCGCAGAAUUCAACCAGCCGGAGGGGGAUCCCAACCAGCCCAAGUGGAUGCGCUCGGCUCAGCUCGACCGGGCCCAGCCCGAGAGGAGGGCGGCAGAAGCGACGGACGAGGCCUUGAUGCUGGAGUCUGGAGGUCGGCCGCCAAGGAAGGCGGGACAGUCGUCGCAGUCACGGCGACCAGAUCCGCCACGGAGGACGGCAUCGCGGGACCAACCGCAUACCGUGCCGGGCCCUUCCAGCGGCAGGGGAACUCCAGUGCCGAAAUGGCAGCAACAGGGCGGCCCAGCACUGCCAGACUCGAAGACUCGCGCAACCAAGCUGGCGAUGACGGAUGACAAUGCCGUGUCCUAUGUAAGCCCUCACAGAAGAAAGAAGGCCACCCCCCAGCCGGAAGCGCCACCGCCGCAGCAGGACGAGCCCGACCUGCUCUUCGGCUCUUCUCAAACCCCCAUGCCGGCUCAGUCACUCCCGCAGCGUCCACCCCAGCCCUCACAGCCGUCUCGGCCUGCCCAGCCCGCUGCUAGGCGCCCUUCCCCGCCGACACCCAAACCGGCACCUCGCCCUGCUCGUCAAAUCCCUCCAAUCACACCGGCAGCGAUACAGCAAUCUACAAAACACCGUCUCGAGGGUACCGCCCAAUUCAAGCGGGGAGACUACGGCGCCGCCCACUCGUCCUAUUCGUCUUCUCUUGCCGCCGUGCCGCCAUCACACCCGCUCGCCAUCGUCAUUCUUACGAACCGCGCGCUGACGGCCCUUAAGACCGGAGAGCCCAAGCAGGCGGUCGAGGACGCCGAUGCCGCGCUAACGAUCAUUGGCCCGACGGGCGGCCAGGACGAGCAGGUGACCGUCGUGGGCGACAACGGCGGUGAAGAACGCCGCGACAUGCGGGACCUGUACGGCAAGGCGCUGAGCCGCAAGGCCGAGGCGCUCGAACAGAUGGAGCGCUGGGGCGACGCGCACGCCGUGUGGUCGACGUGCGUGAAGAACGGCGUGGGCGGCCCCACGGCCAUCUCCGGCCGUCAGCGCUGCCAGAAUGCACUUGCGCCGAAGCCGAAGCCGAAGCCCAGACGCGCCGCCGCCGCUUCUGCUCCUCGAUCGAAGCCGGCUGCGGCGACGCCGGCGAAGAACUCCGAGGCUGUCGAGCGCCUGCGCAAGCAGAACCAGGCGGCGGCGCAGGAGGACGAUGAGAAGUUUGCGCUGUCGGAGAAGGUGGACGCGCGAAUCGCGGCCUGGCGGGACGGCAAGCGGGACAACCUGCGGGCCCUGAUCGGCAGCCUGGACCAGGUUCUCUGGGAGGGCAGCGGGUGGAAGAAGGUCGGGUUGCACGAGCUUGUGAUGGCCAACAAGGUCAAGAUCCACUACAUGAAGGCCAUUGCCAAGUGCCACCCGGACAAGCUUCCCCAAGACGCCAGCACGGAGGUGAGGCUCAUCGCGGCGACCGUCUUUGCGACGCUGAACGAGAGCUGGGACAAGUUCAAGGCGGAGAACGGGCUGUAA
This is a messenger RNA of Colletotrichum graminicola M1.001, 2724 nucleotides long. Its product is annotated as UBA/TS-N domain-containing protein. Gene Ontology annotation, molecular function: clathrin binding. Gene Ontology annotation, biological process: clathrin coat disassembly; clathrin-dependent endocytosis. The record is from RefSeq and is a predicted model, not a curated record. Gene Ontology annotation, cellular component: vesicle; cytoplasm; intracellular membrane-bounded organelle. The transcript is spliced from 2 exons. Bases 1 to 2724 code for a protein of 907 amino acids. Lineage: Eukaryota; Fungi; Ascomycota; Sordariomycetes; Glomerellales; Glomerellaceae.